This is a messenger RNA of Scylla paramamosain (green mud crab), 2977 nucleotides long. RefSeq names its product chitooligosaccharidolytic beta-N-acetylglucosaminidase-like. The transcript has 10 exons. Bases 252 to 2156 code for a protein of 634 amino acids. The record is from RefSeq and is a predicted model, not a curated record. Gene Ontology annotation, molecular function: beta-N-acetylglucosaminidase activity. Gene Ontology annotation, cellular component: lysosome; plasma membrane. Gene Ontology annotation, biological process: protein deglycosylation; glycosaminoglycan metabolic process; ganglioside catabolic process. NCBI's taxonomy places the organism in Eukaryota, Metazoa, Arthropoda, Malacostraca, Decapoda, Portunidae.
AAGACCAUGAAAACGGACGAAGUGCUGGAGAAAGUGCAGGACAGCAGAAGAGUCCCUCGGAAAAUGCAAGACAGGCCAGUAGCACGAGUGAUCUAGGGGGGUGCACACGGCCGCCGCUGUUGUCUCCGUCUGUAUGAGUGUGUGUUUGUGCCUGUGACGUCAGCCAGCCAGCCAGCCAACCUUGCCUCACCUGUCAGGCAUCCAUCCUUCCUCUCCCCUCUCCGCCCCUGCCUUCCCUCCGCCCUCUCCUCAUGGGGCGGCGCCGAGACAGCCUGGCAUGGGGGGCGUGGCGAGCCAGGGGGGCGUGGAGGCCGUGGGGGACGUUGGGGGCGUGGGGUGUGUGUCUAGCUGCCGCCCUCUCCAUCCUUGCCCCGUAUCCUGCAAAUGCUUCCUUCAGGCUGGGCAGUCCGUGGGGUUGGCGGUGCGUGAACGAAACCUGCGUGAAGGAAGAGAAAGACCCGCGCACCAUCUUACCUGACCUGGACACCUGUAAACUUACCUGCGCGAGGGGGAGCGUGAUAUGGCCUCGCCCCACUGGCCUCGUGCGCAUCGGAAAUGAGACAGUUUUCUUCCUCCUGGGGGCACUGGAGCUGGGGAAGGUGAACACAGGAAACCCCGAAGCUGAGGAACUGGUGAGAGAGUCCUUUAACAUUUUCAACACCACCUUGGCUUCCUUAUCUUCGCUGGCUGAUGGCGCGCAUUUACCCAAGGGCGCCUUCACUGACCAGGUGCGGCGGCAUCGCGUGGUGGUCGAGGUGGUGCUGGUGGGCGGCGGGCACCAGACGACCCUCUCCCCACACACACGCGAGGCCUACACCCUCAGCAUCACGACGCAGGAACUCACGACCCGCCCCGUCAUCUUUGCCACGGACUUCUUCGGCGCCCGCCACGCCCUAGAGACUCUGAGCCAGCUGGUGGUGAGCGACGAGGACACGGGCCUGCUGAAGGUGGUGAAGACAGCGGCGGUGACGGACGCGCCGGCGUUCGCGUACCGCGGGCUGUUGGUGGACACCUCGCGUAACUUCGUGACGGUGGCGGCGCUGCGGCGCACGGUGGACGCGAUGGCCGCCAGCAAGCUGAACACCCUGCACUGGCACAUCACGGACUCCCACUCCUUCCCGCUGGCCCUGCACUCCCUCCCAAACAUGGCCUACUACGGCGCCUACUCCGCCAGGCAGGUGUACACGCCGGCGCAGGUGCGCGACCUGGUGCAGUACGCGCGCGUGCGCGGCGUGCGUGUGCUGCCCGAGCUGGACGCGCCCGCACACGUGGGCAAUGGCUGGCAGUGGGCCGAGAAGGAGGGACUGGGCCGACUUGCAGUGUGCGUCAACCAGGAGCCGUGGCAGCAGUACUGCGAGGAGCCGCCAUGUGGGCAGCUCAACCCUUCCCUCAACGCCACCUACUCCCUGCUGGGCCAGCUAUACACACACCUGCUGCAGCUCUUCCCCGCGCACCACUACUUCCACUACGGCGCCAGUCAGGUCAGUAUUAAUUGUUGGAACCUGACGGAGGAGGUGACGGAGUACCUGAAGGAGACGGGACGAGGGCAAGGGGCUGAGGACUUCCAUGACUUAUGGGGGGAGUUCCAGCGGCGCGCGAGGGAGCUGGUUGAGGCGGCGAGCGGAGACGUGACCCUUGGCGUGGUGAGGUCCUCCAGUCUGACAGAGGCGGAGAGACGUAAGCGCCACCUGGACCCGGAGUAUUACAUUAUCCAGAUCACCACUCCUGACGCAGUGGAGGAAGCCAGGCGCCUCACACAGGAAGGCUACAGUGUUAUCCUGAGCGACCCGAAGACCUGGGACUUAUCCAGCGGCCACGGGGAUGCUUACGGCUCUGGUCCCGUGCCCAAGGAUGCCUACAAGGGGUGGCAGGCCGUGUACGGGACCCACCUGCAGAAGGGCGCGGGUCCUGGAAAGGUUCUUGGGGGCGAGGCGGUACUGUGGAGUCAUCAGGUGGAUGGUGGUAAUCUGGAUGCCACGGUGUGGCCGCGCGCCGCAGCGCUGGCGGAGCGUCUGUGGAGCAACCCGUCCACCUCGUGGCGGGAGGCAGAGACCCGCUUCAUCCACCACCGGCAGCGCCUCGUGCAGCGCGGCGUGCAGGCGGAGCGAAUACAGCCCCAGUGGUGCCACCAGAACGAGGGCCUCUGUUAUCUCUAGUGCCAGAGCAGUGCCAGGCUGUGGUGCUGCUGAGUGCCCGCAGUUAGUGCCAGCAGUGCCGCCACAGCAAGGCACUCCUUCCUCUGUAGUGCCAGUGUGCCGAGCAAGAGAGAGACACCUGGCGUUAGUGCCUCGGAGUGCCGGCAUGAGAACAGUUGCGUUGCGGCAUCAGGAGUCGUGUUCUGGAACGUUUCGGUGCCUUGUUUGGAGUGUUAUAGCUGCUGUAGUGGAGACUGCUAGGGUCUUCAGGAGUGUUGUCAUGAAUCAGUAGUUUAACAGGCUGGUGGAAGUCAUCGGGGUUUACAAGUGAGUUUGACAGUGCCAGUGGAAGUUAUUCGAGGGUUUUCAAGAAUAUUCUCACGAUUCUAGUGAUAUUAAUGUUAUCUGGGGUUUUGAAAUGUUAUUGGGGGUUUUCAAAGAUGUUUUCGUGAUUCAGUACUGUAACAAGUUUUACUGGAAGUUAUUGGGAGUUUUCAUGACUGUUCCGCGAUACAUUAGUCCAGCAGGCUGCAGUGGAAGUCUUUAGGUUUCCACCGGUGUGUCCAUGACCAGUGACAGAUUAACAAGGGUUUCACGUCACCAGCAGGAAAAAUCACCAGUGGGAACCUGACCAAUCACCUGUGUCGUAUUGUUUAUGCAUAAUUCUUUAUCUUGUUUAUUUAUUUAUUUUCCUUUUCACAUUAGGAAGGCCAGCCAGGGGUAAAGAUAAACAAGAAAAAAAAUCCUUUCAGUUAUUCAUUUAUUUAUUUUUCCAUAUUACACGUUUAGGGUGAGUGGCCAAUGUUAGAAUAUGAGUAAGGAAAAAGAAAAUGGUGCCCUGU